Messenger RNA from Mesorhabditis belari, 408 nucleotides. Lineage: Eukaryota; Metazoa; Nematoda; Chromadorea; Rhabditida; Rhabditidae. The record is from the annotation of a GenBank genome assembly.
AUGAAUGAGUCUGUCACACAGUUCAGCAACGUGAACAACGAAAAUGCAGACGAACCACCGGGCUAUCAAAAUGCUGUCAACAAUUUGUACAAUCAGCUGUUCACGGGACGAGGCUAUAACCGCUAUUUGUCGCCAAUCUACGGAGUGAAACCAAAGAAUGCCACUGGCUGGACAGGCCCGAAGCUGCACAUUCAUUUCGACCUUUGGUACAUCAAACUGAUUUCGUUGGAUGCCGAGAGCCAACUGCUGAGCAUUUGCCUUCAAUUAAAAACGUUUUGGCGAGACACGCGACUUGCAUGGAAUGCGAGUGAUUUCUUCGACAUUGAGCACAUAUUCGUCUCCUCGGACGCAAUUUGGGUCCCGGAUACGCUGAUUGGAAACUCGUUUGUUUUUAAAGAGAACAAUCUC